Molecule: messenger RNA, 4448 nt
Organism: Python bivittatus (Burmese python)
Lineage: Eukaryota; Metazoa; Chordata; Lepidosauria; Squamata; Pythonidae
Product: E3 SUMO-protein ligase ZBED1-like
Biological process (GO): regulation of transcription by RNA polymerase II
Cellular component (GO): nucleus
Molecular function (GO): DNA binding; protein dimerization activity
Source: RefSeq, a predicted model, not a curated record
UCCAGUGAAUCCAUCGGAAGCAACUCAAACAACCCGCCUUGCCAGGGCCGAUCUUGGCAUCAAUAAAGUAUUUUAUUGGCUGAGCAAAAACUCCGGCGGGGCUCUCAUUGGACACACCCGCCCCGAAACGACCUUUGAUUGGCGAGGCUGAGCUGUCACAGAAGGAAAGUGGUUGCACCCUUGCGCUCAACGAUGGACCGUCGACGCGCCUGAGUCCGGUGUCGCGCGGCGGGCAGGUUCGCGGGCUCGAGCGGGGAGGGAGGAGAACGGCGCGCGAGGGUCGCCUGGCCGCCCCCCUCCUCGGAGUGCGCGUGCGCGUCCCCUGUCUGCCGGUGCGCCGCGAUCCUUUCCACGAGGCGCCCGCCGGGAGGAGCUGCCGCAGCGGCAUCGAUCCAACUCCGCCCAGAUUUCCCAACCCUUCACACCAUGCAAGUGGCUGAGGAUGCCUGCACCCAUCUGGAGGAUGAGCUGCUCUUCUGUGAAGACUGCCGACUUUAUUUCCGCGACUCCUGCCCACAGCACGGACCCCCUACCUUUGUGGCUGACACACCUGUUCCAGAAAGAGCUCCAUCACGGGCACUGCUGUCCCUGCCUGAGGGACUUCUGGUCAAGGAACGUUCCCAAGGAGGCUUUGGAGUGUGGAGUGCUCUCCCAGCCCUACCUCGUGGCUGCAUCUUUGGGCCCUAUGAAGGGGAAGUGGUCCGAGAACAUGGUGACUGCACCCGUUAUUCAUGGGCGGUACGGGACAAUGGCUCCUAUUUUUUCAUUGAUGCAUCUGAUGAUUCCAAAUCCAACUGGAUGAGAUAUGUGGCAUGUGCCUCCACUGAGGAUGAACAGAACCUAACUGUAUUCCAGUACCGGGGUUACAUCUACUACCGUGUCUGCCAAAUUAUACCUGCUGACACAGAGCUGCUGGUGUGGAUAGGAGAGGAAUAUGCCCGUACUUUAGGACUGCGCUUAGGUGAGCAUUUCAAAUAUGAAUUUGGCGAGAAAGAAUUGCUGAUGAAACUCUUCCAAGAGCUGCAUGUCAAGACCCAGUCGCCACCGCCAGCUGCCCAUGCUCCUUCCUCACGUACCCAGUACCUGUGUGGAGACGCCACUGCCUCUUCCUUCCUGCCCCUCCACAAGCCGGGCCUCCCUGUGGGAGGAAGCACCUUUCCCCUGCUGGAAGGGACACAAAACCUGGUGGGUCUGGGCAGGGCUCAAAGCCGCUACUGGACAUUUUUCGGCUUCCAGGGGGAUGCUUACGGCCGCAUCCUCGACAAGAGCAAGAUCAUCUGCAAGCUGUGUGGAGUCCGGCUGAGCUACAGUGGAAACACCACCAACUUGCGCCAACAUCUCAUUUACAAGCAUCGUUGUGAGUACAACCAGCUCGUUGGGACGCAGGCUGCCACCCUCGACAAAGGAGUAGCUGGGACAGGCGAGUUUGGAGCUCCCCGGCCUCCAGUCCCUGGCCGGACCACACGGGCAGUGGCUGACUUUAUCGUGUUGGACCUGAUGCCUGUGGAGGUGGUAGAAGGUGAGGGGUUUGGGCAGAUACUAGCAGUCCUGGACCCCAACUACAAGCCCCCUGAGGCUGCUGCCCUUGCCCACACAGUGCUGAAGGACAUGUAUACCCAGGUGAAAGGGAAAAUCUGGGAACUGGUGCGGGCCCUGCCCCAGUGUUCCCUCAGUUUGGAUGUGUGGCACCACAGCAGCACUCUGACCUACCUCACACUCACUGUGCACUAUGUGGAUGACUGCUUUGAAGCCCGGGCCCGGGUCCUCUCGAGCCGCCCCAUUCCUGAGAACCCCAGCACGGAAAGCCUGGUGGAAGCUCUGGCUGAGGCCACCAAAGAGUGGGGGGUGCGUGAGAGCACCUCGUACACUGUGGGAGGCCUUGGCCCUGCCACCCAGCAAGCAGCUGCGGCCCUGGGGUGGACAGCCCUGCCUUGUAUCGGGCAGGCCUUGCGGGCAGCAAUGGAAGCAGUGCUGGGCCAGCCAGCGGCCCAGAGCGCCCUGGAGCGUCUCCGUCGCUUGGCCUCUUGGGCGCUGACUGGGGCAGGUCGUAACGAGAAACUGUGGUUCCAGGAGCCACUCUUGCAAGCCCACCUCAGCCGCUUCCUGAGAGAUGGGGGCAAAUGGCACAGCAUCUACACAGUCCUGCAGGGUCUGCUGGAAUACAGCAAGUCUCUGUCAGGGCUCGGUCCUGAUGGAGAGGCAACCCUACACCCGCAGGACUGGGCUGCCCUUCAGGAUAUAGUCAAAGUUCUCAAGCCCAUGGCAAUUGCUACCUCAACAUUUACCAAAGAUCCCUUUUCCAGCCUGGCCCUAGUCAAGCCUGUGUUAACUAGCCUCCUCUACAAGCACUUGGUGGCCAGCGAGUGGGACUCUGCCCUGGCCCUCGAAGCCAAAGCAGCAGCCCAGAAAGAACUGAACCACCAUUUCUCCAGCCCCGAUGUUAACCAGGCCCUCAACCUGGCCUGCGCUCUGGACCCCCGGUUCCGUGGCCUUGACUUCCUGAGCCAUUCUGACCGGGUGGAAACUUUGCACUUGCUCAAGGCCGAAGUGUCCCGCCUGGCCGAGGCCCCUGCCUUCUUGACCUCCAGCCUGCCCGAUGUGGCUUCCCCGUCGCCCCCUGCCAAGUUGCCGAAGCAAGAUGCAGGCAUCGAAUUCCUGCUGGGAGACCUCUGCAGCAUGCGUGGUGGCCCAGGCAUCAGCUCUGCCCAUCAGCAAGCCGAGCAGGAGACAGCCAGCUUCCAGACCAGCAAAGCAUCUGCCCUUGCUCAGGAACCCCUGCAGUGGUGGAAGAUCCACCAUACCCAAUACCCACUGCUGGCCCGGGCAGCCCGCAAGCUCCUAGGCGUGCCUGCCACCUCAGUGCCUGCUGGUUGGCUCUUCAGCAGCGCUGGGGAUGCCAUCCACACUAAGCGCCAAGCCCUGACACCAGAGCAUGUUGAUAUGCUCUUGUUCCUCCAUGGCAACCGUGCCAUGCUCUAUUAGAAUACACAACGAGAGCAGGUUUGGGUGGGCAUCUGUCUGCAGAGUCCUAGAGCAUCCCACCACAUAAGAUUGAGUGACACAGAAGAAGGGCUUCCACGUGUCCUGUACCUACUUCCCUCUGCCAGGCUGACCAAAAGAUCCAGAGGGAGAAUACGGUCUGUGUGUUUUACUUCCAGAGAGGAAGUAAAAGUGGAAUAGGGCAAACCAUUCGAGUGGUUUGGCGGGGUGGGGGAGGGAAAGUCCAUGAGCCAAACUAGGGCAAACCUCCUCAAAGUGCAUCGUCCAGGUAUUGAACUACAAUUUCCAUCUACUCCCACCAGCUGCUUGGGAGCUAUGAAUAUAUUAGUUCAAUGAAGUUGUAGGGUACCAGGCUGAGGAAGGCUGAUCUGGAAUAAAAGAAACAGCUGUGGCUUUUAGUAGGCUUUGUUUGGAGGGGGGGAUGGGGGAGGAGACCAAAUUAGAUCAUGUUAAAUCUUCCAAAGGAGUAGGAGGGCUGAUGUGCUGGAAUAUUCCAUAAAUGUAAGGGAAUUGAGGGUUUGAGGGUGUGUAUGGGUGUGUAGUCUAUACAGUAGUCCUCACCCCUCAGGGAAAAGAUACCACAGAGGGCGGGAACAAUCCGGGCAUGGGUCAGAAGGAGAAAAUAUUUGAGAACAGAAGUGAUGCAUUAAAAGUAAGUGGGGGCACAAAAAAGGGUUGGACUAUUCCAUGCCUACAAUGGGGAGACAGAUCUGUAAUUGGGAGCAGAUAGGGGGGAAAAAUAAAGGAACUGAAUCGUGUAGGGAGCUGAAGAUAAUGACGGCACAGGUUUCGGGGAAACAGAAGGAUGGCAUGGAAUAUUUCAAGUGGUUUGGAUUGUAAUUCAGGCACACACCAAGCAGGCAGGUGGUUGGGGUUGAGGUGGUUUUGCUCUGCAAGGAGCCCUGGAGUAUUUAAACAAAAGAUACUCAUACCUAAUCAUACCUUUUUCCCUUAUUUUAUUGUCUUCUGGAGUGAUGGUGGACAACAUAGUAGGUGGGGAACUCCCCGGUGCUGAGGUAUCUUACUUGCACUAUGGAUUCUGUGAAUAUAUCCAGCAUCCUUUGUUUUCCCUUCUCUUCCCACCCAUCCCCAAAAACCAAGAUACAGAGUCAAAAGAAGAAGGGAUGUUAGAAAAGUACUAUGAUUCCUCUGGCCUUCCUUCCAUUUCUGGGGCAUUACAUUGACCUAAAAACCAAAGAAAGUAUUAACCAUUCCUCUCUUCAUUGCACCUUGAUCAUUUUUUUGGAUACCCCUUCCCCCAUAUAUGCCUCCCUUGGCCUCCUCUCCUGUCCUCCCCCCUCCUUUGUCUGCACACGUUAAAAGGUUCAAAGUUAUCACACAAAAGAGGAACAGUUGAAAACAGGUUUACAUCUUUUAUAAGGUAUACAGACAAGAUCCACGAUUCCACCUUCCUUCCCCCUCUUCACUUUAAAAUAAGUUUUAUUUAG